AUGAAUAGUUAUGAAGACCAACUGAUAAAAGAUAUCAUUCAAAAUCAAUUUACAGAGGUGAUCCAGUUGACUCCAAAGACUAUCUUUUUGUCUUAUAAUGGAGUGUUGACUAUCACCUACAAGGCGUGGACAAAUGGAGUGACCAAAUUAAAGGACGAGUUGAAUCAAUCGUCUCUUUUGGCAGAGGAGAAUAUGGGUACCAAGUGGCCAAAAACAACGAUUGCAUGUCUAAAGGAUAAUGUCAAUCUCACAUACUCUCAAUACUUGCAGCUGUCCAACCGAGUUGAGCAACUGUCCAACCAAUUCUUUGCAAACAAUGAUUUGAAAACUAUUGAUAUGUCCAACUUGUCAUUGGUUUCAUUUCAUAAUCGAGCUCUCAUAUCACCAUACCACUCUAUCACUCAGUUUAAUUGUAUCAACAAAUUAGAUUAUCAACAAAGUGGUGGUGGUGGUGGCCUAGAAGGAGCAGGAAAUGGUAAAAAUCAUUAUGAUUUGGAUCAAGACAAUGUAACCUAUGUUCAAUCGGUAAUCAAUGAACCUGCUACUAUUGGACACGAACAAUACUACCAAAAGGUACAAAGUCAACAUGGCGGCAAUCUCCACCACCAAAGCUACUAUGUCGACCCUGUAACCAGAGAGAAAACAUUGGUUUGUUUCUUGAAUAAUAACUAUAACAAUGGUCUAUUGAAUAAUCAAUUGUUUAUCAAAAAAAAUAAUAAUAAUAAUUUUUGUAUUAUAAAGAUGUCAUCAUUUUUUAAAAACUAUAAAGACUACUUACAUAAUUGGUAUUAUAAUCCAUCACUUGAUCAAAUUUUAUACUGUACACAAGAUGAAAAGAAUAAGGUUCAGCAAGUAUUUGAUCUAUUCUCAACCAACAAAAACCAUCAUGUUAGUCAGACCAUCAUCCAUCCAAUCGAAAGUAUAGAGUAUCUCACUCUAAACCAAAUACACCAUCUCCUUACAACGUAUCGUCUCAGAGUCAACUCUGAUAUGCUUGUUAAAUGUAUACGCGACUUGGAACUACACUUUAUCAACACCUUUAAAGUAACCACCAAGAAUAAGAAAACAAGAGCUUUGGAAUUGGAACUAUUAAAUUCAAUAGUUGAAAUUGAUGAAAAGACAAUUGGAUAUCAUAAAUGUUUAUAUAAUGUAGCUGGAAAGAUUAUGGAUGGUAGUAAGGGUAAAUAUGAUUUGGUGUUUAUAUUGGUGAUGACAGAGAUUGGAACAACCUAUCAAAAAUUAUUUAAAAAGGGUGAAGAUUGUAGAAUCAUGAUCAACAAGGAAAUGGAUUCAAUGUCAAGAUCCAAACGAUUCCAAGUAUGCAAAGCAUACACACAGCUGUGGGCUCAUUUCUAUACAUUUGCAACACUGAUUCAAGAGUUUCAUUUGGCAUUGGCAAGUGAGUCAAAAUCACCUGAAGCAAGCAAGAAUACGUUGGCAUUGAAAACACUAUUAAAACAACUAUCAAAAAUCAAGAAAUACAUUGCACAACAACAUUCAUCCACUCCAUAUUAUCUUCGUAUUCCAUCAGAUGAUAAUCCAGAACAAGUAUUGAUUCUAGCUGAAAAGGAAUCGAUCAUAUCUACGAUGAGUGUCUCUCCAAACACAUCAUCAUCAUCAUCAGCUGGUAGUGGACAAUUAGCCUCAAAGAUUAAAUUUAAUUAUUCUCAAUUCACACUUUACAAUCAAAUACAUAAUGACACUAAAAAUCAAUCAACUCAUUUACACUAUAUAACCUCCUUUGGAUCAUCAUCUUCCUCUUCCUCUUCCUCUUCAAAUGAAUUACCAAUUGAUAUGUAUAUUAAAACAACCAUGGCACCAAUCAAAGAGAUCAUAUCAAUCUAUCACUCAUUUUUAAAUUUUAAAUCAAUUAAAUGCCAUCAAUGUAAUUUUUGUCAAUUAUCAACUAAUCAUACUAUUGAAUGUUCAUCUUGUAAUAUAAAUAUUUGUAUACUUUGUACUAGAAAUGAAAAAUGUAUAAAAUGUUAUCUAACUCAUGUACCAAUAAGAAUUAAUGUUAGAUUAGAAGGCAGAGAAAAUACACCAAAAUUGAUUAUUUUAGAAACGCCAUCAUAUUUGGAUUUUAAUUCACAGAUAUUUGAAAAGUUUGAUAUUGACAAGGGAAUGAGAAUACAAUGUAAACUACAAGACCAUUCAAGGCAAGAUAUUCCACUCAACAGCGACAUUAAUUUGCAUUUGGCACUUAGAACCAACACACCCAUUUGUAAAAUGGUCAAUGUCUUUGUCAUGGAUCCUAGAAUCAACUCUGAUAUUCCAACCAUUGGCAUGUCUGAUCUCAUAUUCCCAGAGAAUUCACAUAUAGCAGAGGGUGGUGGAGGAACCGUGUCAGAAGUAAUUAUCCCAACACUCUCUGACUAUAAAGACAUUCCAUUGGUACUAAAGUGUUACAAACUACCAGUAUUCGAUCCAGAAGAAUUUGAUCCACGAUCUAAAAUCAAUACCAUUGCCAGAUCAAAAUACAAAUUUAAAAGAGAGGCUGCAUUAUUAUCAAAUAUCAAGAGUGAUUAUAUCAUUAAAAUGAUUGCUUUUGUUAGAGAUGAAAACAAACCACAUGAAAUGGGUAUCAUCCUGGAAAAGGCUCCACUUGGUUCAAUGGAUAAAAAAUAUUUCUCAAGUUGGGAAUUAAAUAUUUUAAUUUUAUUGGAUAUUUGUAAAUCUUUAAAAGCUGUACAUUCUAAUGGAUACAUAUUCCAGGAUCUAAAACCUGACAAUGUAUUAUUGUUUACAGAAUCAACGGAUCCUGAAAAGAUUAGAUGCAAAUUGAGUGAUUUUGGAAUUGUAACAAAAAAGAAAAAGAAACAUAAUCUUGGUCAUACUGGUGUAUCACAUACCUUUUCCUAUGUUGCACCAGAACACAAUGCAAAAGGUAAAUUUAAUGAAUCCAUAGAUAUCUAUGCAUUUGGUUUGUUAAUGUUUGAAUUAUUGACAACCCACCGAUACCUCAAUCGAUUCGGUGAACCAAAAUAUGAUUUUAAAGAUGUUCAACUUCCCCUCCCUGCACUGACAAUCAUUAAACUAUUAUUAAAGACUGAUGUUGAAAUGCGUCUUUCAAGUAUGCAAAUCGUACAAGAACAUUUGGAGAAAUUACUUCAAACUUGUAAAACCGAAAAUUGGCAACCUUUAAUACAUCCAUCACAAAUACCUCUUAGACAAAGUUAUGAAGAUACUUCAAUCUAA
This is a messenger RNA of Cavenderia fasciculata, 3198 nucleotides long. RefSeq lists its product as uncharacterized. NCBI's taxonomy places the organism in Eukaryota, Evosea, Eumycetozoa, Acytosteliales, Cavenderiaceae. The transcript is spliced from 7 exons. Gene Ontology annotation, biological process: signal transduction; protein phosphorylation. Gene Ontology annotation, molecular function: protein kinase activity; ATP binding. The coding region runs from base 1 to 3198 and encodes 1065 amino acids. The record is from RefSeq and is a predicted model, not a curated record. Gene Ontology annotation, cellular component: cytoplasm.